Molecule: messenger RNA, 6568 nt
Organism: Lytechinus pictus (painted urchin)
Lineage: Eukaryota; Metazoa; Echinodermata; Echinoidea; Temnopleuroida; Toxopneustidae
Exons: 10
Coding region: 208-2160 (650 amino acids)
Biological process (GO): cytoplasmic translation; tRNA methylation
Cellular component (GO): cytoplasm
Molecular function (GO): tRNA methyltransferase activity
Source: RefSeq, a predicted model, not a curated record
UUCCCGAAGACAUCAGAAAUUGUAUCUCUGUUGAAUCCUUCAAAAAUCUUUUCAAAAUACAUAUAUUUUUUUCACUUCUUGAUCAUCUGUGUGCCUAGAGCACUAUAGGGGUGGAUUUUGCCCUUAAUAAAUCAUAUACUAUUAUUUUUAUUGUUAUUAUUAUGAAACCUGUAGGAAGCUAUUUCAAAGAUCACACUCUAUACUUAAAUGCAUUUAUGUGUGUUUAUAUUUCCAUGUAUUAUAGGUGUUUCAAAGGUGGUUGACCUUUGUGCUGCCCCUGGGAGCUGGAGCCAGGUGCUUAGCCGUAAACUGAGAAAUGAAGAUGGUUCUUACGACGGUACAAAGAUCGUAGCAGUAGAUCUGCAGGCUAUGGCUCCACUUCCUGGUGUCAUACAGAUCCAGGGUGACAUCACAAAGGAAUCCACAGCAAAUGAAAUUGUGUCUCACUUCGAGGGAGAAAAGGCUGACUUGGUAGUAUGUGAUGGUGCCCCAGAUGUUACAGGCCUCCAUGACAUUGAUGAAUACAUACAAGCACAGCUUCUAUUAGCAGCUCUAAACAUCACCACGCAUGUAUUAAAACCAGAAGGCACCUUCAUUGCUAAGAUUUUCAGAGGAAAGGAUGUAACCUUGCUAUACUCCCAACUCAAGAUCUUCUUUCCCCAAGUCACCAUUGCCAAGCCAAGGAGUAGCAGAAACUCAAGUAUAGAGGCUUUUGUUGUUUGUCAACGAUAUGCUCCUCCUGUUGGGUAUACACCAAAUAUGUCCAACCCAUUAUUGGAUCAAAAGUAUGAUACUGAUUUCAACAAUCUGGAAGGUCCUAACCGUGUGAUCGUUCCAUUUCUAGCUUGUGGUGACCUUAGUGCCUAUGAUUCUGAUAGGAAUUAUCCCUUGGAGAUCAAGCCUGGAGAAGGUUACACAUACCGUCCCCCAACACAGCAACCAAUCAACCCACCAUAUAAGACAGCAUGUGAUAUGAAGAAGAAAGAUCAGCUAGCCAAACCUGUCACAACAACGGCAAGAUCUAGAGAACAGUUACAGGGAGAUGAAGCAGAUGGCCAGGCAGAAGGGAGAGAAGACAGGCAGGGUGGUGGUGGAGGGAAGCAGUUCGAGAGGGGAGAUGGAUCUGGAGUCACAGAGCAACAGGGAAUGGAUCUCUUAGGUGCCUGCAGCUCCAGCCAUGGAGCAUCAGCACAAGGAGGGGACACGGCCCAUGGAGGGAGGGCUCCUGAUGUGCUGGAUAUCCGGAGAGGCGUUCCAACCAGGAAUGUUGAGAGUGGAGAGGAGGAAGGGCAACAUAGGGUCCUGGAGGUGAGGGGGAUGUUUCCUCCUGAUCUUAUAGGUGGAGCAGCCCAGGAUAGUGGGCUUGAAGAUGUUGAGGGAGAUGCCGAUGGCUCCAGGAGAAUGGAUCCUGCAGGAGCACCACAUGGAGGUGGAGAUGAAGCUCCAGGUCUAAGAGCAGAAGGACCUGCUCCUGGGCUCUUAGAAGGAGCAGUUGGAGGAUAUGAUAUCGGAGCCGGAGGUGUAUCAUUAGGUGGUGCAAUAGGAGCAGAAGGUGGGGCAACAGGGACAAUACCUAGUUCUAUAGAAGGAGCUAUUGGUGGUGCAGAAAUUGAACCACUCAACAGAACUUUACCAGGACCUUCUGGAAGGGCUCCAAGUACAUCCGAUGCUCCCACUCCUAAUCAAAUAUUAGAUGGAUCUUUGAUAGGUGCAGUCGGUGGACUGGACAUCAGUCCACCCAUCGACGUUGUUCAGCAGCGUUCACAACCCAGUAGGGGUGAUGCUUAUCCCUUGGACGUCAUUGGGGAUAUCAGCACCCAAAACAGGAUAUCCAGCUCAGAAGUUGUGAGACCACGUGUUCCUAGGCACUCGAGCAGUGACCAAGGGCCAUCCAGGAGACCUCAUCAAGGUAUUGGUCUAGACAUUGUGGACUUUGCCAGCGGUCAGAUUUCACCACAUAGCCGAGCGCCUCCUGGAAACCCUGGGGAUGUGCCUUCCAGCGGGAACAUAGACCAAGAUCAAAGGACUCUGCAAGCUGGUUGCCAGAGAGGACCUCCACCCGAUGUGACAGGUGUGGAGCAGGGUAUUCUUGGUAGGAUAAAUGAUCUUCAUGUUGAUGAUAAUAGACAAGCUAGGAAUGAUUCUGAUGACUGGGUAUAGGGGACAAGGAUAAUCUAAAACAACCAACUUCUGCAUUAUGAGAGUGAAACUGUCGACAUAUUACUUUGAGGCAAUUUGGAAUGGUGGAUUGUCUAAGAUAUAUUAUGGUAUAUAUCAUAUAUACAGUGAUUGUACUUGUACAUUAGGUUCUUCUGAAUUCAGUUCUAACUAUCACCAACUUUGCAAUAGUUCUCCAGGGAGAUGUUUCACAAAGAUUUCAAAGUGUGACUUAGUGUUGCACUAAAAUUUACAGUUGUGUGCGGUAUAAAAGGCAUCACCCAAUUUGUCAAAUCAUGCUAAGAGGACGCGCACUUCUGCAUAUUAAUCAGUAAGCUUGCACGUUUCAUGUCAUGUGCACAUCGGUAUUUAAGCAUGACUGGAAGCCAUACUUAACUGUUUGUGAAACAACUCCCAGAUCAUGUUAAUUGUGGUAAUGUCAGAUAUCAUUUUGGUAUUUAAAUGAUCGUUCAUACUGAAUAAUCAUUUUUUUCCAGAUUAUUUUACCUGUUUGCAAUAUAUAUAUGUAUAUAUCCUUCUUAAUAUUUGAAGUAGAUGAAGGGCAUUUUUAUAGUGUUUACAAAGAGAAAAAAACUAAUGCACAAACUCAAGUAUUUAUGUAUUUUUGCAGUUUCCUUAUAUUUAAUUGGAUCUGUCAUGCAAUUCUAGAAACAUGUUAAUUGCCACAUCAUCUACGUGAAACAUGUACAGUCCAACCUCUCUUAUUCGGACAUGUUGGGACCAAUCCGGAUAAGGGAUUUAUCUGGAUCUUGGAGACCCAAUAUCAAAUACAUGUACAUGCAGCUGCCUCCCCAAUACUAGCUACAGUGUAUCAAACAAUUAUUUGUACACCUUCAUAUUUUAUACUUUUAAGCAAAUUAAAUAAAAACUACUGAAAAUUAGUCACUCUAAAGUGACUGCAUUGUAGGAUAUGCAUGUGCCCUUUGAACCAUAAAGGAUUUUCCCCCAAGAAAUUGCAUAAUUUUAUUUUUUUUCAUUAUUUUGUUAAUUUUUCACCCUCAAACAAUCAUUCGUACACUUUCCAUUUUGAUUUAAUUUUCACUGUUUAGUGAUCUCAAAUACUCUUUUUUUGAAGGAGAAUUUGUCUUUAAGUUUCUGUCAUAAUAAAAGAUCCAAAACACCAUUAUUUCACUAUUCAACCCUGGCUUAACCUUGUUGAUACAGAAACAUGCCGGAAUCAGUAACGUCUCUUGAAGUCAAUGUGUAUAACUUGGUUUCCUUCACCAAAAUAUGUCAUUUCAUACACUCCUAAUGACAUAUUAGAGUUUGUGACCAUUCACUACACUAAUUGAAAGGAUUGGUUGUAGUUUUUCAACAUGGCAAAUAAGACUUUGGCUAAGUUCCCCAAAGAAGGAGUUUCUGUAUGCAAGAUUUGGCAUGAAACAUAGUAACGGUGCAGUAUAGCAUAAAAAAAUUCAAGAAUACGAGGUAGAGUUGAAAAUCAGAAGGGAAGGGGAAGAAAGAGCUUCAACAUCAAGGACAGACAGGUACAGAAAAGAGAUAGUGAUCAAAGACCAGAAGAUGUCUGCACACCAACCUGUAAAGUAGGUUGAAGCCAGUACAGGCACUCAGGUUUCCACCCAAACCAUCAGGAAUCGACUGAGAGAACGUGGACUGCAUGGUAGGAUUUCCCGUAAGAACCAUUCAUCAGUGAAGAGAACAAACUGAAAUGCUAAAACUUCGCCAGGGAACAUACUGACAAGCCUGUUAGAUUCUGGAAAAUGGUACUUUGGUAUGGCAAGUCCAAGUUCAAUAUUUUCUGAUCUGAUGGUUGUCAGCGAUUCUGGCGAGGAAUAUAGCCGGAAGUGCUUGAAACCAACUAUGGUGGUGGAAACAUGAUGGUGUGGGGUUGUAUGGCUGCUGCUGGCGAAGGCAAUAUCUACUUCAUUGAUGGAAUCAUGAAUGCCGCCCUGCAUACGAGCAUCCUGUCACUAAAGACGAUACCAUCUGCUGCCAAAGUGCUAGAAAGCCAUUUGAUAUUGAUCCAAAGCAUGUAUGACAAACCUUGUGACAGCAUUCUUGGCCGAGAAAGUAUCUGUGCUCAAAUGACACCUCAAAAGUUCAGAUUUGAACACCAUAGAGCAUAUCUGGGAUGAAAUUGAGGGAAAUUGCCCAUCAAAUCCCCCAAGCAACAAAGGAGCCCUGAAAGUUAUGCUUCAGUAAGCAUGGAGCACCUGGAUCUUGCAAUAUGUGAAAAACUGGUCGACAGUAUGCAAAGGAGACUUCGUGCCAUUAUUGAUGCCAAAGGAGGACCCACCAAGUACUAGCAAGAGACUUAAAUUAGAAAAAAAAACAUCAAGUGUACAAAUAAUUGUUUUUCCCUAAAAAAUCACAUUUUGGGGGAAAAUUCUUGAAGUGGAAUGAAUUAUAUGUUUUUACUCUGCUUUAAACAAAGAGGAUACAUCAUUUGUUAAAUGAUAUUAGUUAGUAAAUUUAUGCUUUAAGAAAAAACUAUUUUCUCCAUGUUUGAUUCAUUGUUUUAUGGGUGUACAAAUAAUUUUUUGAUACACUGUACAUGUAAUCUAUUGUAGUGGGCUUUCACAGACAGUAUUCACUGCAGUGUCAGUGCAAAUUAUAGGAAGUUUGUUACGGAAAUGAAAUCGAUUGGUCGCCAAAAGUCUUGGAUAAUUAACCUGUUGAAAUGAUUGAGGAAUACUAUGAGCAUACCUCAAAAGAAAGAGAAUGACUCAAUGAAAUUAAGUCAGCAAAUUGGAUCAUCGCAGUCAGCCAUUGUUACACUGACUGUAGGCUCAAACAUGAUAGAUGGUGCUGUCCAUAAUGCAAGACGAGCCUAGCUCGCGAGACAUGUUGUUUUUUACCUGAAAAAAAAAGAAUGUGAUGAAAUGGUUGCACUUCGGACUGAUUUACUGGAAAAUUAUCCUGUUUAAGUUCUUUCUGUAAUUUGGGUAAGAUAUUUUCAUUAAAAAUGAUGUGGUUGUACAUGUAGGUAGACUACAUGUAUAUUGGAAAAUGUAUGCAAUCAAAGUGAGAAAAAAGCGUAGGAAUUUCGAUUUUAGAUUGAAAUCUCAUUUCCCCACGUACUAGAUUGAAAAAAGAAAUCUUGGCAAGUGUGUGUCCAGAUAAUAAGAUCCGGAUAAGGGGAGGCCGGAAAAGAGAGGUCGGACUGUAGUAAAUAAACCUUUUUUUUUUUUUAGAUACUUCGUCAAAAGUCAGUGCAGUGUCUUUAGCGUGGGAAUUCUGCGAUUGGCCUUCUGUGACCAGUCCUCACAUUUCCUCAUAGACAAAUUAAUGGAGAGUGCAGGAAAGCCACAGAGUGCCUGUAUAGUGGGAUUCCUGCUAAAAACACAUGGCACAGGCUUCUGACAAAUUCAAGAUUUGUUAUUAGAUCGUAAAAGGAAGGUGGUAUUAUGAUAUUAAACCACAUGAAAAAUACACUCUUUCAUUCUAGCCCAAUUAUGUUGCAUUCCUUAUUUGAUGAAAAUAAGUCACUCUGAACUUGAAAAUGGUGUGUGGGCUUAUCAUAUGUUAUUUCAAGAUAUCAAAGAUAUAGAACAGUUGUUGGAAAGAUUGAAAUAAUUAUUGUUGCAAGCUAUCAAAUUCAUUCUUUUUUUUCUUUGCGUGCAAUUUUCAGUAAACCCAUUUUAUUAGUGCAUUAAAUUUAUAAACAUCCUUUUCCAAUUAACAGCAAGUUUCUGACACCAUUCAUUAAUAGGCCAGCAGGAGAUAGCCAAAAAGUGACUUAAAAAUGGCUCAACUUGCAACUAUCAUAAUUAUAACAAGCAAAUGUUUACUUUUUUGAAAGUAUAUGCCCUGACAAAAAGUAUAUGCUCUGUUUUUUUUUCAUAUACUAUGUAACUACAAGAAUGUUUUAUUAGGAGGCUGCACUCUACAAGCUCCGCUUUUUAGCAGCCUCCUCCAUUUCCAACAUGUUUAUGUAAUAAUCUUGAGUAUAAUUUUGGUACAUGGAGAUUUGAAAUAUGUUUUUCUUGCUUAUUUGUAUGUCAAAUGUACAAAACUUAUUGUCAUUAUUUAGAGAUUGAAAUAAAAGAAAUUAUAUGAAAUGAAAAUGAAAUGAAACAAUAUUCCGUAUGAAAAUCACCCAGAAAAAAAAUAAUUGGAAACAUUCUCAAAUUACAUGUACGUCAUCAAUAUGGAGCCCCCAAAUUAGCAUUUUGCCAAGGUAAUUGUCAAUAACGCAUGUCUGCUAACACUAAAAGUACAAUUUUACAGCAAUUAACUUAUUUCCUCUACUAUAAUCAAGAUUUUCGGGUAGCAUACACAUACCAGUAGAUCAUUGGCCAUCAAAUACGUUUUCCACUGAACCAAUAUUAUUGAAUCUGAAGCACCCACCCUAUUUCCAUGGUUACAUAACAUCCUAUAUUAGAUUUCAUUUGAUAAAAUAAAAAAAAUUCCCCUUCUGAUAGUUGAA